UAAAAAUAAAAAGAUGGCUCACGGAGGAAGAAAGCCUUCUCCCCAGAAGAGAGGGAAGUAUAAAGAUAGACAGAGGGACAGAUUCUGUAAGCAGACAACUUAUGGAGCAGAGUUUAAAACCGGUUCUCCUCAACAAACAAUGUAUAAUAAAGAGAUUGAUAACCAGAUUGUGUCUAAAUAUUCAAACAGGGUGCCUAAGUCUGCUCAUACCCGUUCUGUUGAUAGGACUAAGCAUAGAAGAGACCAGAAGAAAUAUAGAAAGCAUAACUCCAUUGAAAAGCAAGUUAGGCAUAGAUACGACUACGACAAUGCUUGUGUAUCCACUGGUAAAGCCUUUUACGUCCCAGAUAAGGUUACUGGAAGUCAAAUGGAGUAUCAUUACCAUCAUAUGGGGAGGCCAGGAAGAAGAUUAGUAGUAGACAGAGUCGUUAAAUAUAAAUAUCCCAGCCAUGUAGGUACAAAUUAUCAGAAGGAUUACGCUAAGUACAAUUCUCUAAAGGCUCCUGGAGGAAAGCAGUGAGGGGAGCCUUUCAAUGUAGAGAAGGAGCAUAAGAUCAUCAAUCCUCAUGAAGUUGAGAAAUUGACUAUUAAUAGAAUCGAUUAUCAACCGUUUAAGGUUCAACCACGUGAGCCUAAGAAAUUAAAGGCUCCUCCACAGUCUGAAUACAUUGGAGCUAAGAGUGCUUACCAAUCUGACUUUGCUAACUGGGGAGCUAAUGAAAUUAUUCAUGAGAAAGAGCCCCAAUAUCCUUAUUAUUCAUUGCCUUUUAAUGGAAACUCAAAUUAUGCUAAAACAUUUUGAGGAGGAAGUUCAGAUGGGAAAGUUGGAAGAGGAGCUCCUUUCGGGAUGGACACUAUUAAGAACAAACAUAAUCAGAAUGAUGGCUUUUCCCAACACGGAUAUAGCACCGGAUUUGGAGGAAGCUUUGGUGAAAGUCCUCAUGUAAAUGCUCAUAUGGCUAGUACUUCUCACCUCAGACCACUUCUUGGAGCUGAAGAAAACGGUUUUGAGACAACGAACCAAAGAAACUUCAAGGACUACCAAAUUCAUCACAGACCUCAGACCUGUAAACCAAAGGCAGACGUUGUUAGAACUGGAAAUAAUCCAAAGCAUUUCAAGACUAGCAAUAUGUGAGACUACAAAAAGAGAAGAUUCAAGCCACCAGCAGUUGACAUGAUUCCUUACCCUUAAGAAUUAUUUUCUUAUCCAAUUUAUCCUCUUAUU
Moneuplotes crassus is the source of this 1225-nucleotide messenger RNA. NCBI's taxonomy places the organism in Eukaryota, Ciliophora, Spirotrichea, Euplotida, Euplotidae. The record is from the annotation of a GenBank genome assembly.